UGAAUAAAAACUCAAAACAGAAAGCCAUUAAUAGCCCAAAACAAGUACUCUACAAAAGAAACACGCAGAGGGAAAAGACAAAGAAAGAGGGAACAGAACGAGAGAGAGAGAGGCGCAAAGCCCGCUUCUACUGAUAGACCCUAUCCUCACGCUAACUUCAGAGUCCUUCCUUUUGUGUUUUGUUUUUGCACUCAAAAGAAAACUGGCAGAGAGAGAGAGGGAGAGAAGAACAACGGCCAAUUUUGGUGUGUGCUCGUUUAUUUUCUACGGUACGCUUCUAUACACCGUGUACAACGAACAAAGAAACACCCCUUUUGUUUUUCUGGUUCUUCCUAUAUGAUUUCUUUCGUGGGUUUUUAAUCUUUUCACUUUUUGAGUGGUUUUUGGUCUUUUUUUCUGUUGGUGGGUUUUGUUCUGAAUGACAUUGAGCUGGUUUUUCACUUUCUAGCCAAUGUAGGCUGAGGAAAUCAAUUUUGAUCUAUUUUAUGCAGUCUAGAGGCGAUUUGGUUUGUUGGGUAUUAAAUUUUUUUGAAGAAUAUUGGAGAGAUUGUAGAGGGAGAGAGAUCUUUUAGCCGAUGUGAUUGACAUAGACAAUCAUAUUGGCAGUAAUGUGAUGUUUGAUACAAGAUAUUAUAGCUGAUUCUCUCUCUCUCUCUCUUUUCAUUUUGUUGGAUUAUUAUUUGUAUUGCAAUGGCUGAGAAGCACUCCUCAUUAUCCCUUGGGGUUAUUUCUAGGAAAUCUAUGUUUUGCUUGUUUUCUUUAGUGUCUGCCUUGUUUAUACUGUCAUGGUUUCUUAUGUUGCGUUCCACGGGCAGUGCCGGAGUUAUUGACCUUAGUUUGUUGCCUCAUCCUAAACUUAAUUCUGUGAUUGAUAAUGGCAAUUCCGCAUCCUGGAAUCGGAAUGAUGUUGAAGCCUCGAUUGGAAAUCGAGCACGAGCAAUUCCUGUAGACAAUGAAGGAGAUGGAGGAGAAGAAAAACCUCAAGAGAAAGAUGAUUUAGGAGAUGUGAAAUGUAACAGUUUUGAUAAUAAUUGCAAACAAGUUCUUAAGGUUUUCAUGUAUGAUUUGCCUUCUGAGUUUCAUUUUGGACUCUUGGAUUGGAAACCUCAGGGGGGUAGUGUUUGGCCUGAUCUUAGAGCUAAAGUGCCUGCAUAUCCUGGUGGGCUGAACUUGCAACAUAGUAUUGAAUAUUGGCUUACAAUGGAUCUUCUUGCUUCAGAGAUUCAGGGCAUUCCUAGAGCUGGUAGUGCAGUAAGAGUUCAAAAUUCUAGUGAAGCUGAUGUUAUAUUUGUGCCAUUCUUUUCUUCUAUAAGCUAUAACCGAUAUUCCAAGGUGAAUCCACACCAAAAGAAGAGCAAGAACAAAUCAUUGGAAGAGAAGUUGGUCAAGUUUGUGACUUCGCAAAAGGAAUGGAAGAGGUCUGGGGGGCGAGACCAUAUCAUUCUGGCUCACCAUCCAAAUAGCAUGUUAUAUGCAAGGAUGAAGCUAUGGACGGCAAUGUUCAUACUUGCAGACUUUGGGAGGUAUUCUCCAAAUAUAGCAAAUGUUGGCAAAGAUGUGAUUGCACCAUACAAACAUGUAAUUAAAAGCUAUGCCAACGACUCCUCUAACUUUGACAGCCGCCCGACUUUGCUGUAUUUUCAAGGAGCCAUAUACAGGAAAGAUGGUGGCUUUGCUCGGCAAGAAUUAUUUUAUGCUCUAAAAGAUGAAAAAGACGUGCAUUUUCAGUUCGGUAGUGUACAAAAGGAUGGGGUGAGCAAAGCUUCUCAAGGAAUGCACUCCUCCAAAUUCUGCCUUAACAUAGCAGGUGACACGCCCUCAUCAAACCGCCUCUUUGAUGCCAUUGCGAGCCACUGUGUUCCGGUCAUAAUCAGUGACGAUAUUGAGCUCCCUUAUGAGGAUGUCCUUGACUACUCUCAAUUCUGCAUAUUUGUCCGCACUUCAGAUGCUGUCAGAGAAAAGUUCCUCAUAAACCUUGUCAGGAGUAUUAAGAAGGAUGAAUGGACUAGAAUGUGGCAGAGGUUGAAAGAGGUAGAAAACUUCUUUGAGUUCCAAUAUCCAUCAAAGGAAGGCGAUGCAGUUCAAAUGAUAUGGCAGGCUGUAGCAAGAAAAGUCCCUGCAAUUAGGUUGAAGGUAAAUAAGUUUAGGCGAUUUUCUCGUUUUGGGACCCUUAAAGAUGGAAUGUUAAGAAAAAUACCAUCACCUAGUAAUUUUUGGUGAAACAUUCAGUGUUUCUUUAUAGUGAACUUUGAGGUUCUGUUUAUAUAUAAAGUUGAGAAAUUCAAUUUAUUCUCACUGCAGAUUUUGACAACACUUUUGUAAAAAUAAAGGUUUAGGAAAUUAGACGAUAGGGUUUCAAGCAUUUGGUUUU
Molecule: messenger RNA, 2371 nt
Organism: Populus euphratica (Euphrates poplar)
Lineage: Eukaryota; Viridiplantae; Streptophyta; Magnoliopsida; Malpighiales; Salicaceae
Product: probable arabinosyltransferase ARAD1
Exons: 2
Coding region: 691-2220 (509 amino acids)
Molecular function (GO): glycosyltransferase activity
Source: RefSeq, a predicted model, not a curated record